CUUCAGGUGAUCGAUGCACUUCCCACAGCCAUUUCGGGGAGUGUCAGUGCCAGUGUCAAUGCCAUGAAGGUUCAGCCGACGCUGAGAGAAAGAAUCUGGCGAGAGCAGGCUUCUGACGAGUUCGUUUGUGUCAUGGAUGCCAAGGUUCGCGCCGGAGGCAUCGAGGGUUUUCAGCUAGGUACCGAUGGUGCCCUAGAGUUCAGAGGCAGGAUCGUGGUCCCGAAAGUCGAGGCGUUGCGGAAGGAGAUUUUAUCAGAGGCUCAUACCGCACCCUAUCUAGCCCAUCCCGGGAGCACGAAGAUGUAUCAUGACCUGAAAGGGUCGUUCUGGUGGCGAGGAAUGAAGAAAGACGUCGCCGAGUUUGUCAGAAGAUGUUUUACCUGUCAGCAAGUCAAAGCCGAACAUCAGAGUCCGAUCGGCCUCCUGCAACCACUGCCGAUUCCGAGGUGGAAGUGGGAGGAAGUCACGAUGGAUUUCGUUACGGGAUUACCGAGGUCGUCUGAACAUCACGACGCUAUUUGGGUCGUGGUCGACAGAUUGACUAAGGUCGCACAUUUCUUACCCGUUUCGAUGAAGAUGUCUUUGGAUAAGUUGGCGGAGAUAUAUACUCGUGGCGUCAUUCGACUCCACGGAGUUCCCGUUACUAUCAUAUCAGAUAAAGAUCCCAGAUUCGUUAGUCGAUUCUGGCACAGUUUACACGAGGCGAUGGGCACGAAGCUAGAGUUCA
Striga hermonthica is the source of this 727-nucleotide messenger RNA. The record is from the annotation of a GenBank genome assembly. NCBI's taxonomy places the organism in Eukaryota, Viridiplantae, Streptophyta, Magnoliopsida, Lamiales, Orobanchaceae.